Onychostoma macrolepis is the source of this 1377-nucleotide messenger RNA. RefSeq names its product general transcription factor IIF, polypeptide 2a (gene gtf2f2a). The transcript is spliced from 9 exons. Gene Ontology annotation, biological process: transcription initiation at RNA polymerase II promoter; transcription by RNA polymerase II. Gene Ontology annotation, cellular component: transcription factor TFIIF complex. The coding region runs from base 135 to 932 and encodes 265 amino acids. The record is from RefSeq and is a predicted model, not a curated record. NCBI's taxonomy places the organism in Eukaryota, Metazoa, Chordata, Actinopteri, Cypriniformes, Cyprinidae.
UUUGUCCUAGCAGUCUAGCCGUAUAACCUGCUCUGUUGUUGAUGUUGUGCUAGCUAGCGAGCGUGUAGCGUGGAAGCGGUGCAUUAAAUCCACAUGAAAUAACUAGAAUAUACAUAUUUAAACUCUUAACAAAUAUGUCAGACAAAGGAGAGGUGGAUUUAACCGGCGCAAAACAGAAUACGGGUGUAUGGCUGGUCAAAGUCCCGAAGUAUUUGUCACAGCAAUGGGCCAAAGCAACAGGGAGAGGAGAAGUUGGAAAGCUCCGAAUAAGCAAGAAUCAAGGCAAAGCAGAGGUGUCUUUCACACUCAAUGAAGAGCUGACCACCAUAGACACCAUUGGGGAGAAAUCCUCUGUGGUGCGAGCCCCUAGAGAGCAUCCAUUCACUCUGCAGACGGUCGGUGGACAUACUCUGACUGUUUUUACUGAAAACUCUUCAGGGCAGUCAGAUGCCGAGGCCGGCGGCUCAGGUACAGGUACAGGCCCAGAUAAAAUUGCACUAGAAGGAGUGGUGGUGCAGAGAGCUGAAUGCAGACCGGCCGUCAGUGAAAACUAUAUGAAGCUGAAGAAACUGCAGAUCGAAGAGUUAUCGAAACCCCUCAGGUUCUCUCAACAGCUCGACAAAGCAGUUACCACGAACUACAAACCUGUGGCUAAUCACUCUUAUAAUCUGGACUAUGAAAAGAGGAAGAAAGAAGAAGGGAAGAGGGCACGAGCAGAUAAACAGCAGGUGCUGGACAUGCUGUUCUCUGCUUUUGAGAAACACCAGUUUUAUAACAUUAAAGAUCUGGUGGACAUCACAAAACAGCCAGUGAUUUACCUGAAGGAGAUUCUUCGAGACAUUGGCAUAUACAAUGUCAAAGGCACCCACAAGAACACCUGGGAGCUCAAACCAGAAUACCGACACUACCAGCACGAAGAGAAGAGUGACUGAUCAUUUUCAAAGCCUGUUACCAUUGCACUCGAGUGGCUCUGAAAACCCAAAAAGUGUUGUUUCUGGAUGAUUUCUACAAGUGUGAUUCAGUUUGUUUUUAGAAGUGGAUCAGAAAACUAUGUGGCAUUUUACAAUGCUGAGCAGUUCUAUUAUGCAUAUUUAGGGAUUCCCAUGGGGGAAAAAAAACAAAACUAGUGAUAGAGGUGUUCAAACCUUUGGUCAUCUGACAUGAAAAGAACUUAUAAUGUUCUCAUCUAAAUGUUGUGUAUAAAAGGGUGAUGUUGGAUUUUUUAAAGAAACAUUGAUAGAUUAAUGGCAAACAGUUGUUUAUUAGGAUUUAGUUUUCUGAUUGAAACACUUAUUUUAAAUAGUAUUUCAUGUUCUUAAAUGCUCUUGAAAUAAAGGUUUUUGUACAAAUAAAAUCUUUCCAUGUAUCUGCACACAA